GUGCGGUGGGAUGAUUCAGUUCUCUUUAAGUGGUUGCGUCUGUGCAGGGUUACGAGUGAAUAGCUGCUCCUGCUGAUAAUCUAGUCAGACGACAACUGCGCGGGUUCACCACGCACGGCUCACAGACGGAAGGGAAGCUGUUAGAUGCUGUUUCUGCCUCCACCAUGGCAAAAAUCAUUUUGAGGCACCUCAUUGAGAUUCCAGUGCGUUACCAGGAGGCGUUUGAAGCUCGAGGUCUGGAAGACUGCAGGCUGGAUCACGCUUUAUAUGCACUGCCCGGGCCAACCACCGUGGACCUUGGAAAAGCCAGGGCGGCCCAGGCUCCUCCAGUGGACUCAGCGGCAGAGAUGCCGCCCCAAGAAGGCAAAUCACGCUUCCAGAUCCUGCUGGACGUGGUCCAGUUCCUCCCUGAAGAUAUCAUUAUUCAGACCUUCGAGGGCUGGCUGCUGAUUAAGGCUCAACAUGCAACCAGAAUGGACGAGCAUGGUUUUAUCUCCAGAAGCUUCACCCGACAGUAUAAACUGCCAGAUGGCAUUGAAACCAAAGAUUUGUCCGCGAUCCUCUGUCACGAUGGAAUUCUGGUGGUGGAAGUAAAGGACCCAGCUGGGACUAAGUGAAAUCCUAUCAGUGCCUGUUCACACAACAGGAGGAAGACUCCAGUUCCGCCCAUAAAUGGUACCGCCGAAAUGUUUGUGUUACCCACGUUUGAAAUGAUUUCUUAUGAAGAUUAAAAAUAUAGACAUAGUUCCUGGUAUGUUGAGGUGGUCUUUGUUAUUCUUACUCAGAACGAAUUAUUGUUAAAUAUGUUCCUACAGCUGAAAAUGAGGCUCUUCUUACACCUGAAACCUUGAGAGUUUGGAAACCAGUUUGAUUCUAGAGAGAACUCAGAAUUAUUUCUUCAUUAUGCCAACAAUGCCAGAGAAGGUGCAUUAGUGACACUGGGUGGCAAAAGAGCCGUCCUCAUUUAAGGCACGUUUAUCCAUUGUAUGAAAACGUUUUAUAUUGCUAGGAAGAGUUGUGAUCCCCUUCACCUGAUAUGUUUUCCUUUUCAGGGUGUUUUAAUGGCAGUGGAACUUUGUACACAUAGUCCGAA
This is a messenger RNA of Rhinolophus ferrumequinum (greater horseshoe bat), 1093 nucleotides long. It is a transcript of the gene HSPB3, whose product is annotated as heat shock protein family B (small) member 3. The transcript has a single exon. The record is from RefSeq and is a predicted model, not a curated record. Gene Ontology annotation, cellular component: nuclear speck; cytoplasm. Bases 165 to 617 code for a protein of 150 amino acids. NCBI's taxonomy places the organism in Eukaryota, Metazoa, Chordata, Mammalia, Chiroptera, Rhinolophidae.